Aspergillus neoniger CBS 115656 is the source of this 2681-nucleotide messenger RNA. RefSeq names its product putative C2H2 transcription factor (Ace1) (gene ace1). The coding region runs from base 1 to 2244 and encodes 747 amino acids. The record is from RefSeq and is a predicted model, not a curated record. The transcript has 5 exons. Gene Ontology annotation, cellular component: nucleus. Gene Ontology annotation, biological process: regulation of transcription by RNA polymerase II. Lineage: Eukaryota; Fungi; Ascomycota; Eurotiomycetes; Eurotiales; Aspergillaceae.
AUGAAUACCAUUCGGAAUCCAGACGCCAUGAAGUCUCAAAACCCCCGCCGGGGACGUCAUGUUUCACGACCUCCAUCGCUCGCCUCCACGGCAGACGUUCAUGCAUCGCGCUCGCGCUAUCAGUUGAAGAAGAAUCAAACAUUUCACUCGAAAAGCCCCUCUUCGUCCGAUGAUGAGGAUCCCCUCGCGGACCUAGCCUGCUCACCUCGUCGCUCCUCGACCUCCCCUGCUGCCCUUCAAGCCAUUCUCGCCGGUCAGCAACGUAUGAACAAACUUUUGAGUCGCUUCGACCUAGAUUCUAGCGACUCAGCGCCUCGACAAGAGCGCGACGGCCUCCCAGUUCCCAGGGGUUAUCUUGACAUUCACUUCGAGCGCUCACAAUCCGGCAAAGGAGAUUCCUUCCAUUACGACCUACGCAGAGGCCCCUCGAGGAAGGAUUCGCAGACCAAGGUCAGGAAGGUGCACUGCCACCCUUCUGAUAGUGGUCUAGGAACAUCAAUUAGCAGCUGUGAGACCGCAUCCGCACGCCAAGCCAAAGAGAGCCGCUCAAAGACAGUCACGCGCACACAGUCGGCUAUCACUAGCUCUUUAAUGGCUGUUGAGCCGGAAUCUGCUUCGAAGCAAAACCUCAGCCUCAGCGCAAGCGAGGAGAUUGAAAAGCGAAUCCUCGCCCCCCUACUCGGGCAGGAGUUUUGCAAGCCCUUCCAUCACCUUGUCGAGAGCGCUCGCGAGCAGAUCGAGAAGAAGCAGAUUGGUACUCUUCGUGAUCUUGAGAAGUCUCUCCUCCACGGAGCUGCUGACGUGGAAGCGGAGGUUGGCUCUUACUACCAGUUCUGCAGUUCUACUAUCUUGUGUCUGAGUGAGACGUACACUCACCUGGACCCCCGGGACCUGUGUAUCCCUACGGAUAAGAGCUACAGCAACUCGUACUUUCUCGACCUCACUGCCCAGGUCCACCGUUUCAAGGCCAUGCGGGACGAGGCUCGCAAGAACAAGAAAGAGGCAUCUGAGCUCAAAUUGACCCUGGAGGGCGGCAUGAGCCAAACGGGACGUCCUCUUGAGCUCGUCGCACAAAAGGAAGGCCAGGCGGUCUCUAUGCAGACUGGUGAGGCUUAUGAUGCCCACGCUCCACCCUUGGUGAAGCGUACACUUAGUCUGAAUGAAGCGGACGAGGGUGCUAGGCGGUCUAUGGCUCGCCGCAAGAAGAACGCUCCCCCCAUGAACAUCAACACCAAGUGCUCUCACUGUGACAAGAUCUUCCAGAGACCUUGUGAUUUGACGAAACAUGAGAAAACGCACUCGCGUCCAUUCAAGUGCCCCUUUGAAGGAUGCAAGUACCACGAGCUUGGAUGGCCUACCGAGAAGGAGAACGAGCGUCACGUCAACGAUCGUCAUUCGACCACUCCCCGCAUGUACGCCUGCACGUUCAACGGCUGCGCAUACAAAUCGAAGAGAGAGAGUAACUGCAAGCAGCACAUGGAGAAGGCUCACGGUUGGAACUAUGUGCGUGCCAAGAACAAUGGACGCAAUGCUAAGCGGCGGGCUACUUCGGCUCGCGCCAGUCCAGCUGAAGACAGCACGGCUCAUUCGAGCCCACUGCACAUGAGCCCUGACCAAGUCAGCCCUGUUCAGCUGGCCCCCGCUCAGUUGGCUUCCCUCCAAAUGGCUUCGGAUAUCAGCUCUUUGCAGAUGACUCCGGACCAGGUCAACUUGCUGCAAAUGAAUGCUGACCAUAUGAGCCCUCUCCAAUUGAGCCCGGACCAUAUGAGUCCACUCCAAAUGACCCCCGACCGUGCCAGUCCUGCCGAAAUGCUCUCCCUUCAGAUGAGUCCGGAUCAGGGCAGCUCGGUUCAAAUGAGCCCACCCCAAGUCAGUCCCGCUCAGCUCAGCACACCGGCAACGGGCCCUCUCCAAUCCCCGGGAUUUGUCAACAACUAUUCGCAAAACCCGAUGUUGCCGUUGCAGGACCCGUACUCCCAACUGAAGCACGAAGACUGCGUCUUGUAUACCGACAAUGACUUUGCCCCUCUCAACGGAACGACAGACUUCUUCGAGGACGCCUCCUUCGGGUACGGUGAGCAUAUGUACCAGCCUGGCCAGAUGGACUUUAGCUCCAUUGGAGCUUUUUACGAUGACUCCAUCAUGAACAGCAUGCUCUUCGACACUGCUGCCAAUGGCAACAACAACAACUUCCCAGAUGAGAGCAUGUACAUGUUCAACCAAACGCAGAUGCCACCGUUCUAGGUAGCUCACUUAUGCUGCAGACGAAAUGUCGAAUCUGUUGGAUUAGUUUUCGGACACUCGUUUCAAUUGGCGUUGUUUUUUUCCUUUUUUUUUUUUUUAGCGGAUUUAAGGACUGGGAACUCAGAUUUACUAAAAGAAUGGCCACUCUCUACCCACAAGGCUGCACUAGUAGCCUAUGUUUAUUCUACAUUUCUACCAUUCGAGUUGUAUGUAUCAUUCAAGGAUAGAUUGCCCUCUCACUAGUCACGACCAUAGUUGAGAGCCUUCAGAAGCGCAACAUCCUUUUUUAUCACGGUUGGACCAUUCAUUCCUUUGCCUGUUGCCUUGAUAACGGCACAGUGCAGGCUGAGCUACAUGUUAUGGGACUUUGGACGAAAGCGAAUCUUGUUUCAAUUUUUACGAGUUAUUCAUCGAACAUGGUAUUUCCAUUCAGACCA